This is a messenger RNA of Cutaneotrichosporon oleaginosum, 1248 nucleotides long. RefSeq lists its product as uncharacterized. Gene Ontology annotation, molecular function: DNA-binding transcription factor activity. Gene Ontology annotation, biological process: regulation of DNA-templated transcription. The record is from RefSeq and is a predicted model, not a curated record. Lineage: Eukaryota; Fungi; Basidiomycota; Tremellomycetes; Trichosporonales; Trichosporonaceae.
AUGUUCGAGAGUAACACACUUCCGCCCAUCGCCCACCUUACCGGUGAAAUGAGAAGCUCGUCGCCGUACCUGCAGCUGCCCCCGGCAGCAGACCGCCCCGACCCGAUCCGCGGCCAUCACCCAAGCCAAAGCCAAGGUCAGCACCUACCACACGUCCAGCACCCGCACCAAAGCCAGUCCACGCACUACUGGAGCGAGCGGGGCGAGUGGUAUCAAUACCCUCGCCCGCCCCCUCUCGUCGCUACCCAGUCGCACGGCAGCCACCCGCGCACCAAAAACGCUCACCGCUCCCACCCCGGUCCGCACCCCUACCAGCGCACACAGUCCAUGGCCUCUGGUGUAGGCGCAGGUGGGAGCAUGGCCGCGCAUAUGGGCUCCGAUGUUGGACACCUACGCCCUCCCUCGCACCCAAACUCUCGCCAUUACGCGCACCCGUCCGCGUCUGGGCAUUCCGCUGGGCAUACCGCCGGCCUCCCCUCUCCCGCCUACACGACUCACAGUGGGGAGCGCCACAUUCCUCUGCCCAUCCACCCUUCGGCAAGAUACGCCCCAGGGCGGGGCACGCAUUCCGCCCCCACCUCCACCCCCGCCUCCACCCCUGCUUCCGCAUCGGCGUCUGCCUCCGCUGCCCAGUCGAGACCCACCUCGGGCAACGCGACGCCACAGCCACAGCGUGUCGACCCAGCUCUGCAGAGCGGCGACGAUCACUCGAGUGACAGUGACUCGAGCGAUGACGAAGACGAGUGGACGCCGGUGGCGAAGCGCCGUGCACCGGCUCCGCGCACGCGUGCAUCAGCGCGCCUAGCGGUCAAGCGCGAGAGAGACGACAGCGAGCUCCGCGAGGUCGAGGACGAAGAGGAGGGGCCGAGCGCUAGCACCUCCCCAAUAAUCGACGGCAAGCCUAAGAAGCGGACGUACGUGCGCCGUGACGCCCAGCGCCGCAAAGAGCAGAACGCGCAGGCGCAAAAGAAGUUCCGGUGGAAGAAGAAGGUCCUACAAGAGCAGAUGCGUGCCGACCUCGACGAGCAGCGUGCACUAGUCGAGGAGCUGCGGGAGAAGUGCGCCGCGCUCGAAGACUUGCUAGGCGAGCACGAGGUUGCGCUAGCCGCUGCACAAGAGGACAACGCUCGCCUGGCCGCGCGCCUGGAGGGGUGUGCUUGUGAGUAGGAUGUGAACCUGGUAUCUGUGACCAGGAAGUGUUGUUCCGUAGCGGUUGUAUGUGGCAUGAUAAUAUGCAGCAUGAUACUC